CGCAUUCGCCGCGAGCCGAGCACAGGAGGCAUGUAUGACGGUGAUGGCCAAGAUGCUUUAAAACGCUGAUCGAAACUCGUAGCUGAGGAUAGCGCGUUUCCCGGAUUAUGAGCACAUUCGUCUGAACUUCUUGGUGGCUUGCAGACGUGCUACUCCUGAAAUGCUGGCUUAGAUGCCGCAUCAAAAGGUCUCUAAACCGAUACCCAGAUUAGCAUAAAAGGAUGCAUUUCUUAUCUCGGGGUUACCAAACCUUGUCUACAGCUUCUCCUCUCUGCCCAUCUUUAUUUUUUCUGUUCAACAUAUCCUUGUCAUUUGGACUGGCGUGAACGAGCGGGAGAGCAAGCAUAAGAAGCGCGAUAUACUUCUGACCUCGGCAUACUUUUUGCUCAUUGUGGCCAGCAUUGCUGUUUUUUCCUUCAGCUUCUGGCCCGUGUAUCUGCAAAAUGAACGCGCGCUCUAUGUGCCUCUGAUGAUCUGCAUGAUGGUUCCAGCAGGCGUUGAGGGAAUGUGGCAAACAAACACCCUGCGCGGCCUGGCCUCUCCAUGGGCUUAUUUGGUUUUGAUGGUUUAUGCAUGCGCAAUUCCUCAAAUUUGCUUUGCGUUUAUGCCUUGGCUUCUCCGAUACGCCCUUUUACUUACCGCGCCCGAAUAUGGAGCUCUCACCUUCAUGGCAUUCUUCAUUACACUCCGAUCGGGGUGUGCCCAGCGAGCCGCUUUGCGGGAAUCUCUCUGUAUCAGCAUGCUCACUAUUACAGCUCUUGGUCUUGCCGUUUACGGGUUUAUUUAUGUUGAGAUGUGCCCCUUCCUUCUUUUGAUUCUUGGUAUUGUCCUUGUUGGCAGAUAUCCAUGUCGGAUCAAGGGAGCAGCACCUUCCGCUCCCUCAGAAGCUUCUCUUGUAUCCAUCCGCUGUCCCUCUAAUUAGGUGAAUGUCACCUCUACAUACGUUUCUGCCUGCUCGGCUUUUUCUUCUUCAAAGCCGUUCGCCCUAUUACUGCUUCCUUUCCUUUUACAAACAUCCAUUCAUUAGCUUUUUUUAUCCUUGGAAUACAAUUGUUUUGCGCACUAAUA
Molecule: messenger RNA, 1068 nt
Organism: Coccidioides immitis RS
Lineage: Eukaryota; Fungi; Ascomycota; Eurotiomycetes; Onygenales; Onygenaceae
Exons: 6
Coding region: 470-922 (150 amino acids)
Source: RefSeq, a predicted model, not a curated record